AUGAGCAUUUUUUUCAAGUCACCAAUUGAUAUCGAGAUUCUUUUCGAUAAUGAGGAAUCUCGCAAACAUGUCGAUGUUGCAACAAGAACAAGCAAUUCCAGUUAUAAAUCAAUGAAGGAAAGCCUACCAGUUUAUGAAGAUGGCGAGUCCCUAGGUGGGAUUGUUACUUUGAGGGUUCGCGAUGGUAAAAAGGUAGAACACCUGGGCAUAAAAGUGUCUGUCAUUGGAUCCAUUGAUAUGAUAAAAUCUCAUAGUAGUGGUACCUCCUCUACCAAAAAGGCUACUUCUAGCACAUCAUCUACCUCUUCUAAUGUUUCAGCAGACGUACGGAAAAACUCUGUUGAUCAGUUUUUGUGUCAAAGUUAUGACCUUUGUUCUGCAGGUGAAUUACAACAUUCUCAAAGCUUUCCGUUCCUCUUUAGAGAUUUGAGUAAAAGAUACGAGUCCUAUAAAGGCAGAAAUGUGGAUGUAGCAUACUUUGUUAAAGUUACCGUCAUGAGGAAAUCUACUGACAUUUCUAAAGUAAAGAGAUUUUGGGUCUAUCUUUAUAACAGUAUAACGACUGCGCCAAACACUCUUUCUGCGAACGAGAUACAAUCAAACCCUAAAGAUAUCAAAAGUGAAAGUAAUACAGCAGAUAAUGCUAAUCAAAAUAAAUCGAUAAAGGGUGCUCAAGGUGGAGCGGCAGACGGUAACCAAGUUUUACCUAUAUCACAUUCAGGCAAUGAACCCAAACCUGUUAGAUUAGAUAUUGGUAUAGAAAAUUGUCUUCACAUUGAAUUCGAAUAUGCCAAACCCCAAUACAGUUUAAAAGAGGUCAUUGUAGGACGUAUAUAUUUCCUUUUAACAAGAUUAAGGAUAAAACAUAUGGAAUUAAGCCUAAUUACAAGAGAAUCCUCCGGCCUACAAACUUCUAAUGUGAUGACGGAUUCGACAGCUAUCCGAUAUGAAAUUAUGGACGGAUCUUCGGUGAAAGGUGAGACUAUUCCUAUAAGAUUAUUCUUGAGCGGGUAUGACUUGACGCCCAAUAUGAGUUGUAAUUACUUUAACGUCAAGAAUUAUUUAAGCCUAGUUAUCAUCGAUGAAGACGGCAGAAGAUACUUUAAACAGUCUGAAAUUACAUUGUACCGUACGCGGUAA
Messenger RNA from Saccharomyces mikatae IFO 1815, 1140 nucleotides. It is a transcript of the gene PEP8, whose product is annotated as retromer subunit PEP8. Gene Ontology annotation, cellular component: retromer complex; endosome. The transcript has a single exon. Lineage: Eukaryota; Fungi; Ascomycota; Saccharomycetes; Saccharomycetales; Saccharomycetaceae. The coding region runs from base 1 to 1140 and encodes 379 amino acids. The record is from RefSeq and is a predicted model, not a curated record. Gene Ontology annotation, biological process: intracellular protein transport; retrograde transport, endosome to Golgi.